Molecule: messenger RNA, 1593 nt
Organism: Penicillium atrosanguineum
Lineage: Eukaryota; Fungi; Ascomycota; Eurotiomycetes; Eurotiales; Aspergillaceae
Product: alcohol acetyltransferase
Exons: 2
Coding region: 1-1593 (530 amino acids)
Biological process (GO): protein targeting to membrane; peptidyl-L-cysteine S-palmitoylation
Cellular component (GO): Golgi apparatus; endoplasmic reticulum
Molecular function (GO): protein-cysteine S-palmitoyltransferase activity
Source: RefSeq, a predicted model, not a curated record
AUGGCCACCCUGGCCUCCUCACCCCCCACAUCGCCAUCCUGGCCGAAACGAAGUCCACGCGCUUGGGCGCUCCGCUGUGAGCGGUACUGCUGCGCCGCAGCAAGCUGCUUCCCUCUCGCAUUCGUCUACGGCUUGACAACAUGGGCCGUCUACGUCGAAGCUAGUAUCGGAUUAAAAGAUUCCAAGAACGGAUGGAUAGGUAUCCCCAGUUCGAUCCUCGGAGUCAUUCUCUACGCUUUACUCAACGCUUGCUAUACCGUUGCCGUCUUCACGGAUCCUGGGUCGCCGUUGUCCACGCGCCGCGGCAGUAACCGGCACAACUACAGCGCGCUGCCACUCACCGAAUCCCAGUUCCCCGAGUUCACAUCGUACACUGUUAGCUCGACAGGCUCAUCACGGUAUUGCAAGAAAUGUCAGUGCCCGAAGCCAGACCGCGCGCACCACUGCUCGACAUGUAAACGGUGCGUCCUGAAGAUGGAUCACCAUUGCCCCUGGCUUGCGACAUGCGUCGGACUACACAAUUACAAGGCGUUUCUACUGUUUCUGAUCUAUACUUGCCUAUUCUGCUGGGUAGAUUUCGCAGUCGCGGCUACCUGGACCUGGACAGAGGUCCUCAACGAUACACAAUAUAUGGACACAUACCUGCCUAUCAACGUGGUCCUCCUGGCCAUAUUAGGCGGUAUCAUUGGACUUGUCUUGACCGGCUUCACAGCAUGGCAUAUCAGUCUCGCCGUACGAGGCACGACUACCAUUGAAUGUUUGGAAAAGACGCGGUAUGUUUCGCCUUUGCGCAAAGCGCUCGACCGACGAUUCGAGCAACCGCUCAAUGGCCACAACGGAGACGCAAAUCAGGAGAGUCUGAGCCACCGUCUCCAAGACUACGGGAACCAAAUAAUGGAUGCACACGCGAAUGCUAUUCCGGGAGUCACUCGCGCAGAGGAAGGCGAGGAGCGUCUCUCUCCUGUACCUCAUGCGCCCGGCCACGGGCCAAUGCUGGGUGAUAAUCAGAACUUUACACCUGCACAACAAGCUCUCUCGCGAUCCUACGCGGAGAAUGAACGACAGCGCGAACGCGAACGAUACCAAGAAUACCUCAAUGAAGAAGAUAGUCAGAAGAUGCCCAAUGCAUUCGACCUCGGCUGGCGGCGCAACCUCGUUCACCUCUUCGGUGAGCGGCCACUCCUCUGGGGCAUCCCAGUUUGUAACACUACCGGUGAUGGCUGGCGCUGGGAGCCUAGCACAAAAUUCCUCCAGGCGCGAGAGCAAAUGCGCCAGCGCCGCGAACAGGAUGCGAACGAAGAACAACAAUACUAUCGAGACUUGUACCAGCGCAACCAGAAUAAUGCACACCACUGGAUUGGCGGUGCCGGCACCGCUAGCCCGCAACCUACAUGGACACCCAAUAGACGACAGGACACCCCCGAUCGCCCGCCGACCAGCGUAUCUAUGCAGACACUAGCGCCGGCGUCCCCACGGCCUCGGCCUGGUGAUAGUGAUUUUGAAGAUGAAGUUGAGAGCAAUGGACUGUUGGACCCGGAGAGUGGACGACGUCAAAGACGCCAAGAGACGGAUGAUUGGCGCGACUGGGACUGA